CUUACCUCGCACUCUGAAGCCACAGGGUCACAGGUUCUGAUUCUGCGUGUGGGAAGAACAACGCCUGAAAAGUUAGUUAAGAAGAGAGAGAAGGUGUGUGUGUGUGUGAGAGAGAGAGAGAUAACUGCUUUCGCGAUGCAGAGUCUGCAGCAGAAGGCAUCUGAAUGGAGUGGAGUUUCCACAGAUGAUGCUUUUGCCAUCGACGACGGCGAUUUGUUUCACACUCUCGGCCUCCAAACCUUCGUUACACUCUCAACCAAUUUCUACAACAGGGUAUAUGAUGAUGAUGAAGAAUGGUUUCGUUCAAUAUUUGGGAAUUCAGACAAGGAAAAGGCAAUUCAGAACCAGUACGAGUUCCUCGUCCAGAGGAUGGGAGGUCCUCCUCUCUAUUCUCAAAGAAGAGGGCACCCUGCUCUAAUUGCACGACAUCGACCAUUUCCUGUGACACAUGAAGCUGCUGAGAGGUGGCUACAUCAUAUGGGACAAGCAUUGGACAGUACCUCAGCUAUAGAUGAUGAUUCAAAGAUGAAACUCAUGAACUUUUUCAGGCACACUGCAUAUUUCCUUGUGGCUGGAGUUGAACUAAAGGAUCAACACCAUCACACACCGUGUAAGGAUUCUGCCCUGAAGCAACACCCUUGUAAAAACUUUUAGUAUUUUUUCUUUGUACCAUAUAUCGUAUCAGAUGUCAAUUUCACUGUUGACAUAAAAACUUUCAGAUCAUAUAUAUAUAUAUAUAUAUAUAUAUAUGAACAUGAAGUUGAGCUAAAGGAUCAAAAAGCAUCACAGACCAUGUAAGGAUACUGCACUGAAACAACACCCUUGUAAAAACUUAGUAUUUUCUUUGUACCAUAUAGAGAAGAAUAAGGUAUCAUAUAAAACUUUUAGAUUGUGUUUGCUUU
Vigna unguiculata (cowpea) is the source of this 902-nucleotide messenger RNA. Its product is annotated as group 2 truncated hemoglobin 3-1-like. Gene Ontology annotation, molecular function: oxygen binding; heme binding; oxygen carrier activity. The record is from RefSeq and is a predicted model, not a curated record. Lineage: Eukaryota; Viridiplantae; Streptophyta; Magnoliopsida; Fabales; Fabaceae. Gene Ontology annotation, biological process: oxygen transport.